GUAGCCUCUGUAGGGGAGACUGGCUGAUCCCUUCAUCUACUUGCACAGAAAUUGGCACUUCCUGAAGAAGGAGAUGCAUAAAUACCCAGAAUGAGUGCCACAGCAGCCACGAGUUGCCCCUUGCCACCACUGCUUGCACCUGAAGAAGAGGAGCAAGAGUGUUCUGAGACACAUAUGUCUGUCUUGUGGUAUGCAGGGGAGUUUGCAGUCGCCUACUAUGAUACAGAAGACUGCUCAGUUUACUUCAUGCCUGACACACCUGAUAAUGAAGGCCUCGAGCUACUACAAAAAGUGACUGGGGAAGUUCAUCCCAAAUGCAUAGUGACAAGUGCAAAACAGGACCAGAAUAUUGCCAAUUUCCUGACCAACCUAGCAGACAGUGACAGCAAUAAAGGAAAAAUAGAAAUUGUCCUGUUUCCUAACAUAGAUUUUGGCCUGGAAGUCAGCAAGCAACGAAUCCUAUCUAGACAAUUUCCAUUUAUCCCAUCCCAUAUGACUGCUACAGAAAAAAUUCUUUAUUUGUCCUCAGUCAUCCCUUUUGAGAGCCCACUCGUGAUCAGAGCAUUAGGGGGGCUCCUUAAGUACCUGGACAGGAGAAGGGUUGGAGUUGAAUUGGAAGAAAGCAGUAUUGUAGUUCCUGUUUUGGCCUUUAGAAAGUUUGUGCUGUCAGAAACUGUGAAUAUAGACCAAGACACUUACUGUGUCCUGCAGAUAUUCAAAAGUGAUAUCCAUCCUUCUGUGUAUAAGCUUUCUAGUGGAUUAAAGGAAGGAUUCAGUUUAUAUGGGAUUUUAAAUCGCUGUAGGUGCAAACGGGGAGAAAAACUUUUGAGGCUGUGGCUUACGCGACCUACUCGGAACUUGACAGAACUAAAUAAAAGGCUGGAUGUGAUCCACUUCUUCCUGUUGGCUCAGAACCAUGAAACAGUCCUUACCCUUCAGGAUUGCCUCAGGAAUAUAAAAAAUGUGCCUCUUAUUCUAAAAAGAAUGACUCUAUCCCAUACGAAAGUUAGCGACUGGCAAGCACUCUAUAAAACAGUGUAUAGUGCACUGUGCCUUAGAGACACAUGUCGCUCUCUUCCCCAUAGUAUCGAACUCUUUCAGACUAUUUCACGUGUCUUCACUGAUGAUCUGCAAUACAUUGCUAGUCUAAUCAGCAAAGUGGUGGACUUUGAAGGCAGUGUCUCACAAAAUCGCUUCACUGUUAGACCCAACGUGGAUCCCACCAUUGAUGAAAAGAAGCGAAGGCUAAUGGGUCUGUCAGACUUUCUGACUGAGGUGGCACAAAAAGAACUGGAAACGUUGGACAGCCAUAUUCCUUCCUGUUGUGUGAUCUACAUUCCUUUGAUUGGGUUCCUUCUCUCCAUUCCACGGCUACCAAGUAUGGUGGAUAAAAGCGACUUUGAAAUUGAAGGCUUGGACUUCAUGUUCUUGUCCGAGGAUAAACUGCACUACAGAAGUGCUAGAACUAAGGAGCUAGACAGCCUGCUGGGUGACUUGCACUGUGAGAUAAGAGACCAGGAAACACUUAUUAUGCACCAGCUGCAGACAAAGAUCUUGGAGAGGUCUGAAGUGCUUAACAGCGUGAUCGAGUAUACUGCACACCUAGAUGUGCUGUUGGCUUUGGCAGUGAUGGCCCGGGAGAACUCUUACUGCCGGCCACGCUUUACACAGCGCCAUGGCUUCCACAUCAAGGACGGAAGACAUCCACUGAUGGAACUAUGUGCAAAGACAUUUGUGGCUAAUCCUGUGAACAGUGGUGAGGCUACCAGACGAAUAAAGAUAAUCACUGGGCCCAACUCGUCUGGAAAGAGCAUCUACCUAAAGCAAGUAGGUCUUAUAAUAUUUAUGGCUCUAAUCGGCAGUUACGUGCCUGCAGCAGAGGCAGAGAUAGGAGCAAUUGAUGGGAUUUACACAAGAAUCCACACUAGGGAAUCAGUUUCUGUAGGACUCUCCACAUUCAUGAUUGAUCUUAACCAGGUUGCCAAGGCAGUAAACAACGCUACAGAGAGGUCAUUGGUACUUAUUGAUGAGUUUGGCAAGGGAACCAACACACUAGAUGGCCUGGCCCUUCUGGCUGCUGUGCUGAAGUAUUGGAUCAAUCAAGGAACCCAGUGUCCGCAGGUCUUUGUCUCCACUAAUUUUCACAGCUUAAUGCAGCUGGAACUCUUGCCUGACACACCUCUUCUGGAAUAUCUGGCCAUGGAGACCCACCAAGAUGGAGAUGAGUUGGUGUUUUUCUAUCAGAUCAAACAAGGAGUAUCCACUGUUAGUCAUGCUGCCAACAUUGCUGCACUAGCUGGAAUGCCAGCCAAAAUUAUUGAAAGAGGAGUGGAAGUGUCAGAACUGAUUCGCAAUGGAAAAGCUAUCAAACGUAUUGAUCAUCCUGCCAAAGGAGACCAGAUGGAAAAAUGCAAGGCUGUUGUUGAAAGGUUUCUUAGCCUAGAUCUUGAUGAUCCUAAUGUGAACUUAGAAGAGUUCAUGCAUAAAGAGGUGUUGCCUUCUGCAGCCUCAAUUCUGUAGCAUGGCUAUGUCUAUAGGCAUAUAUUACAAGUUAUCUGCCAUGUUCAGUAGGGUGGUUUGGUAAUUUCAACAAUGACUAUGACUAAUGUAUCACACUACAUUUUACUUUUUAAAACUGUCUAUAGUGCAUGCUAUUUCUUAUUCCUGUCUAAAAUCAGUAUGGAAGCUAUAUAUCUCUGUAUGGUGCAUGGUAUGAAAGCAGGAAGACUGAAAGAGGAGAGAGAAUUCAAGAACCUCUUCCAGCUGUUGGAUCGUGCAUUUUGAGCCCCUAUUGUUGGAUUCUCAGACUGGAAAAAUACUGUAGAAAAAUCGAAAUAGUUCUGCUGGUCUCGUGAGACUAUAAAAACAAAGUGUUUAUUGUUUUGUGUACAGUGGAAGUAAUCAUUUCGGUCAUUUUAGGAUCAUCACCAAACGAUCACAUUCAGACAGCAAUACGUACUAAAGGAUUUCUGGAUGUUAUGCAGCAUUUAUCAGAGAACACCCAAAGAAACACUGUGCCUGCUUAACCUGGGGAAGUUUUCCAUGGCACAUUUAAUUUCAGGACUGUCAAACUAAAUGUAAAGAAUGAGUUUCUCCACUUCUGAGCAGAUAAGAAGGUAACCUGAGAAGCUGAGUGGACACUCAGACAUCUCCUCCCUUAUCCACUUUAUCUGAAAUGUUAUCCUUUAUUAAUUUCUAUUUCCAAGGUUGUGCUUUUUGUUUUGUUUUUACAUUUAUCAUCUUGUCUAUGUUCAGCUUAAUGCUGCGACUUCAAAGUGGAAAGCUGCUUUCUUCAGAUGUUUCACAAUUAAACUCAAAAUGAUAGAGAAGACUGAUGCUAAUGCCAGUGGAUUGACUGACGAUGCUUCCUGUUAAUUUACAGAUUUUCAAUACAUAAUAUCUUUCUAAAUCUAUAGAAUACUACGUGUAUUAUCCAGUAUUAUGGAGGACCAAGGAAGAUUAUUCGAAAUGACACCGACCCGGUUCUGUCAGUAGCUGUGAAUAUCAGAACACAGAAAAUAUGUAUCCUGGCCAAUACUUCAUGCAAGGUAGAUGAAUGCUUUAAAGAAACAAGAAAGAAAGAAAGAAAGAAAGAAACAACAGACUGGCAAAAAAGCACCUUGAAGAUCUGAGAUAUUUUAACAAAACAGUUACAUUGAUGAGCAGCUGAUAUUCUGCAAAAGCUGUGGAUUUUUAGAAUAUUUUUAAAAGCAGCUGUUAUAACAA
This is a messenger RNA of Coturnix japonica (Japanese quail), 3726 nucleotides long. RefSeq names its product mutS homolog 5 (gene MSH5). Gene Ontology annotation, cellular component: nucleus. NCBI's taxonomy places the organism in Eukaryota, Metazoa, Chordata, Aves, Galliformes, Phasianidae. Gene Ontology annotation, molecular function: ATP-dependent DNA damage sensor activity; ATP binding; mismatched DNA binding. The record is from RefSeq and is a predicted model, not a curated record. Gene Ontology annotation, biological process: chiasma assembly; mismatch repair.